Messenger RNA from Lodderomyces beijingensis, 1596 nucleotides. The record is from the annotation of a GenBank genome assembly. Lineage: Eukaryota; Fungi; Ascomycota; Pichiomycetes; Serinales; Debaryomycetaceae.
AUGGGGUUGUGCUCGUCUAAAAAUUCAACAAUCUCGGAAAAGCCCACUUCAGGCACUGCAACGCAAGCAAAGCGUCAACAGUAUAGCCAAGAUCUCCAAAAACUACAUCUGCAGCAGGAGAAUCAUCCGCGUCAAGAACAGCUACAACCGACCCUACCUAAACAGCAGUCAGCUGGCUCUUCUUCUUCGCGUGUUGAAACUUCAAACAACUCCACCUUGUCGAAGAAUAACCAGUCUACAACUAAAGAGCCGCCAGAGCAACAACCAAAUGGAACAUCAGCAGCAGUUCCAGCGGCAGCAGCUGCAGCGGCAGCGGCUCCGGGAACUGCGCCUGCAACGGCACCACCAGCAACACCAGCGAAAACUACAAGGAAUGGCUCAGCUGCUACCAACAACAACCACGAUGCAAUGGUUGGGCAAGACCCCGUUGAAGCUGCAGCAAGACUGAAUCCUCAGCAAGAAAUCAAAGUGCUAUUGCUCGGCUCAGGCGAAAGUGGUAAAUCCACCGUUGUGAAGCAAAUGAAAAUCUUGCAUCAAAACGGCUAUACUGCUGAAGAACUAUACGAAUACAAGCCAUUUGUGUUUAAGAACAUCAUGGAUUGCAUCAAGAAUGUCAUUAACGCCAUUAUUGAGCUUGAGCCAGAGUUGAUCAAGCCCAAGGAGCAAGCUAAUGACAAAGGAGACGCUGACAAUGUUAAUAAUGUUGACAAUAAAACGGUUGACAAAGGAGACGCUGACAACGUUGAGAAAGAAGUUGACGUUGUUGUUGGUAGUGGCGGCGGCGAAACCACCUCCUCCUCCAGCAAACAUGUCUUGGACUAUGAUGCACUUAACGAAGUCUUGGACUACGAAAUCCCCCUCGAUGGGUCCAACGAUGCAUCAUUCGAUCCCCACAUUGCCCAAGAAAUCUUGGAAAUCUACAAUACACCGCAAGUUAAACAAUUUAUGAUUCACAAACAAGGACAAUUUUACCUCAUUGACUCAACAGACUAUUUCCUUUCCAAUUUGCCGCGAAUAGCUCAGCCGGACUAUAUCCCAAGCACUACAGAUGUGUUACGCACCAGAAAGAAAACCUCGGGGAUCUUUGACUUCAACUUUGACAUGGGCGAAGGGCUAAACAUCCACAUGUUUGACGUGGGCGGACAACGAUCCGAGCGCAAGAAAUGGAUCCACUGUUUUGACAACGUGACCCUGAUCAUCUUUUGCGUCGCAUUGCUGGAGUACGACCAGGUCUUGUUGGAAGAAAACAACCAGAACCGCUUAGAAGAGUCCCUCGCGCUAUUUGACUCCGUGGUCAAUUCCCGCUGGUUCGCACGCACCAGCAUUGUGCUUUUCCUCAAUAAGAUCGACGUGUUUGCUGAGAAAUUGCAGUAUUCACCAUUAGAAGACCAUUUCCCCGAUUAUACGGGUGGCAACAAUAUCAAUAAGGCAGCAAAGUACAUCUUGUGGAGAUUCAACCAGGUGAACCGCUCAGGUUUGAACAUUUAUCCGCACGUGACGCAGGCUACCGACACGGGCAAUAUCCAGUUGGUGAUGGCUGCUGUUAAAGAGACAAUAAUGGAGAAUUCAUUAAGGGACACGGGCAUGCUUCCGUGA